Molecule: messenger RNA, 788 nt
Organism: Didymella exigua CBS 183.55
Lineage: Eukaryota; Fungi; Ascomycota; Dothideomycetes; Pleosporales; Didymellaceae
Exons: 1
Coding region: 199-609 (136 amino acids)
Source: RefSeq, a predicted model, not a curated record
GUACUCUCUCGCCUUGCAGCGAAUAAUGUUGUCGUGUGCCCAUUUGGCCCCCAACCACCAUGCAUUUACCAGGAAGGUUGUGCCAUUUUCGUGCACUUUCUCAAUGAGGGGUGUCAGCCUCACGCGAAUAUUUAGCAGCGAUGCUCCCGAGGGCGAGGAUGAUUGCCUCGAGUUGCUCACUUCCACCUUACGCCCGGUAUGUCUAUUCUCUCUGGUGGUCGUCAGAAUGACGCAUCAAUCCAAUACACUGCCGUAGGGCAUGGCAAUACAUACGGCGACAGCGAUUUCUCCACACAUCAUCAGCGUCAUGCUCACAGCGAUAACGUUGAUCGAGCAAGCAUAGACAUCCGUCACGAGACUGCCGGUGACGGGCCAAAGACAGAAGGAGCGACAUACUACGUAAUUGAGGCAGGCCAAGCACCAAGUAACAAGACGUCUGGUCACUGCCAUCCACCGGCAAUUCAAGGCUGGCCUCAAGGUCCUCGCAAGUUGGGUGGGGUAUCAGUACUCUUUCUGAUUGGAGAUAUUUUAUUGCUCUUGCUGCCGGUGGCUUUCUUAGGUCCGUUUGGUACCCUCCAACCUAAAAGCUCUCAUCCUGACAAAAAGUAGUUCUUGCAAUCUCGGCAUGGUGUCUAGAUGGGAAAGAGCUAUCAGACACUGGACGGACGGUGGAGCGUGCCAUGAACCUCGGACCUACAAUCUAUCCUCUUGCUUUUGCAGCGAUCGGCAGUCGGUGUCUACGAAAUGUUGCCAUCUACCUCGCUGAGAGAGGUACUACCUUAGCGGUG